Molecule: messenger RNA, 570 nt
Organism: Lathyrus oleraceus (garden pea)
Lineage: Eukaryota; Viridiplantae; Streptophyta; Magnoliopsida; Fabales; Fabaceae
Exons: 2
Coding region: 166-471 (101 amino acids)
Source: RefSeq, a predicted model, not a curated record
UCAUUAUUAUUAUUACUAUGUUUAUAUAUGCAAUAAUGAUAACUUAUAUUAAUUUCAAAACACAAACUUGUUCUCAUAUACUAUCUCACUUCACAAUCACCUCUAUUGAUUUUCUGGUUUGAUGCUGGUUCGAAGCUAAGAGACAUCGUUUCUGAUCUACGCAACAUGGACUUUGCAGCAGGAUAUAUUGCCAAAGCACUUUUUCGAUGUGGCGCUACAGUGUUCCAUGAUAAAUUUGAAGGCUUUAUGGAAAUAGAAACAGAAAAGGGUAGGUUGAUUUCAAAUCGAGAAUUUGUGCAAGUAAAAGAAACAGACAUGCUCAUACAAGAGAUGGAGAAUCUCAAUUUAGAAGCAAGAGGAGCACAAGGGAAUGAAUUUCAGAAAUUGGUGAUAGAAAUAACUAUACUCAAUAUGAAAUGCGAAUUUGACCCGUUUUCAAUUCAAAUUCCAAGUUUAGAACAAUUCUCUUAAAGGAAUAUCGUUUGUUUUGAGUGGCACUGCAAGAUGAUAAUUCUUCUAUCAUUGGAUUGUAUUUGUUACCUCUAAUCAAUAAAGUAUUUUCUCUACUCA